GUAGCCCGUAGUAACCCGGAGUCUGCGGAAGUGGAGACUGGAGGGCAGGCGGCUGAGACAGGGGAAUGAAAGUUAUGGAAUCCUAAUUUGUGACAUCGUCAGGUUUUGUUUUUUGUUUUUGUUUUUGUAUUUUUGUAAGCAGACGUUUAUAAUUCUCGAAGAAUAAAUAAAAUAGGAAGCCCCAUCUACAAUUUCAGCAAAACUCUUAAAGAACCAACUACAUGAUGGACAUAAAGCUGGACCCUUCCCGAGAUGAUCUGCCUCUCAUGGCCAACACCAACCACAUACUUGUGAAACAUUAUGUGCUAGAUUUAGAUGUGGAUUUUGAAUGUCAAGUCAUUGAGGGCACCAUAGUGCUUUUCUUUGAGGAUGGAAACAGACUGAAGCAAUGGAGUCGAUCCUGUAAGGAAACCUGCCAAAUGGAGUCAAAUGAAGCCUGCACAUUAAGGACACCUGAACCCUGCCAUAUUCCUGUGACAAAUGCAAGGUCUUCUUCAUCUAAAAUGGGAUAUAAUAAUUUUGCAAUCUGUGGUAAAGGUGAUAAAGAUAUUUCUGAUAAAGAUGGUAACCAUGACAACCAGGAACAGGCUUCUGGGAUCUCUAUCUCAAAGUAUUCCUGUGACACAGAGAAUCAUGGGAGAGAGGAAUUUUUGCUAGUGUUGGACUGCUGUGAUUUAUCUGUGUUAAAGGUCGAGGAGGUGGAUGUUGCUGCUGUGCCAGGUAUUGAAAAAUUUACAAGGUCUCCCAAGCUCACGGUUAUUUCUGAGGAGCUCAGGAAUGAGAUGGUUCAUGAGCUUGUGACUCUGCCUGCAGAUCAUUGGAGGGAGCAGUUAGAUUAUUUUGCUCGCUGCAGCCAGGCUCCUAGCUGUGGGGAACUCAUCUUUGACACUGACACUUGGAGUUUACGGAUCAGGAAGACAGGAGCUCAGACAGCUACUGACUUUCCUCAUGCCAUCAGGAUAUGGUAUAAAACCAAACCCGAGGGGCGAUCAGUUACUUGGACCUCAGACCAGUGUGGCAGGCCAUGUGUUUAUACUAUGGGAUCUCCCAUAAACAACAGGGCCCUUUUUCCAUGCCAGGAGCCACCCGUUGCCAUGUCAACAUGGCAGGCUACAAUUCGAGCAGCUGCAUCUUUUGUUGUUUUAAUGAGUGGAGAAAAUUUUGCCAAACCAACCCUGCUUCAGGAAGGGUUAUUAAGCUGGCAUUACUAUGUAACUAUGCCUAUGCCAGCCUCCACCUUCACGAUUGCAGUGGGAUGCUGGACAGAAGUGAAGCCUGAGACAGAUUCACCAAGUGAUCUGGAGGCAGAGAGAUCCUUGCCACCUUCUGAGACUGACUUCAGAUACAUUGAUGUUUGCAGUCACAUGGAAUACCCCUGCCGCUUCCAGUGUGCCUCUGCCAUCACCCAGGAGAUCAUUCCUCAUCGAGUCUUUGCACCAGUAUGCCUCAAGGAUGCCUGCCAAGAGACCCUACUACCACUGAUCCCACUUUGUCUCUCAGCUGCACAUUCUGUCCUAGGAACACAUCCUUUCUCCAGGCUGGAUAUACUUAUCGUCCCUGCCAACUUUCCAAGUCUGGGGAUGGCCAGCCCACACAUCAUCUUCCUCUCCCAGAGCACCUUGACAGGCAUGAGCCAUCUCUGUGGGACCCGACUCUGCCAUGAAAUUGCUCAUGCCUGGUUUGGCCUAGCUAUUGGGGCCAGAGACUGGACGGAGGAGUGGCUCAGUGAAGGAUUUGCCACUCACUUAGAAGAUGUAAUCUGGGCUGAAGCACAGCAGCUGUCCCACCAUGAGGCCCAUGAGCAUCAAGAGCUGAGGGCUUGCUUGCGCUGGCAUCGCCUCCAGGACGAGCUGCAGAACUCUUCUGAGGAGAUGCAGGUGUUAAGACCCAGAAAAGAGAAAACUGGCCAUGUGAGUGACUCAGGAGCAUCUGUUGUCAAACAUGGACUCAAUCCAGAGAAGACAUUCAUGCAGGUUCACUAUUUAAAGGGCUACUUCCUUCUGCGAUUUCUUGCCAGAACCCUUGGAGAUGAAACCUAUUUUUCAUUCUUAAGAAAAUUUGUGCACAUGUUUCAUGGGCAGUUGAUUCUUUCACAGACUUUCCUUGAAAUGUUGUUGGAGAACAUUCCAGAAGAAAAAAGGCAAGAGCUGUCCAUUGAAAACAUCUUCCAAGAUUGGCUUGAGAGUCCCGGAAUACCUAAGCCGCUGCAGACGGAGCGUCAGGCCGGGGCGGAGUGCGGGCUCGCGCGGCAAGUGGGCGCGGAGGUCACGAAAUGGAUCCGAGUGAACCGGACACCCCCAAAACGGAAACGAGGGGAGCCAGAAGAGGUGUUUGAAAAGCUUCUUCCAGACCAACUGAUCUUGCUUCUGGAGCAUCUCUUACAGCAGAAGACCCUGAACUUGCGAACUCUGCAAAGCCUUCAGCGGACGUACAACCUCCACAAGCAAGAUGCAGAGGUUCGCCACCGGUGGUGUGAGCUUGUUAUUAAGCACAAGUACAGCAAAGCCUACAAACAUGUGGAGAGAUUCCUUCAGGAGGACCAGGCCAUGGGCGUGUACCUCUAUGGGGAGCUGAUGGUGAAUGAGAAUGCCAGACAGCAGCAGCUGGCACACAAGUGCUUUGCGCUGACCAAAGAGCAGAUGGACAGAUCCUCAGCAGAAGUGGUGGCUGAAAUGCUGUUCUAAAGGGAAGAUCACAGUGAGAUUCUCUUUCAUACGUCUCCUCCUAGUCGUGGUGGGACAGGAUUGCACUGACCCUGGACAUCAAAAGAAGAAUUACGUGGCUGCUAAAGCCAUCAGCCCACAUCAGAAGUUGUGUCUUGGGCUUCUCUUUCCCAGAGCCUGGGCUCAGCUGGGCAGAUAGAAAAGGUGGAUGGAUCCUCAUAAAGUCUCCCACCCAGCAGCUGCCUGACCAUGCUUGUUUUCUGCCUGAGAUACUGAGUCUUCUCUGGAUCUCUGCUGUGGUCCAAAAGCUUCGUGUCCACUCAUACAAAUUCAAGAUACUGAGCCUUUAGAACCUGCUGGAUGACUGUAGGCCCUUCAGCAUGUGGCUGCUCCUGGAUAUUUGUGAUUCACAGAGAGGGUCACAGCUUCCUGGGUCCUGGGAACACUGAACACUGAGGCUUCCUGGAAGGUUCCCAAAAGGUUUUAUCUUGAUUGCUACAUACAACAUUUAAUGUCUUCCAAACUUUUGAUAACUUUUUGUAAAAGUACAAGUCAGGAGCCUGAGAUGUGUUAAUAAAGUGAAAUCGAUUUAUUUAAA
Messenger RNA from Dipodomys spectabilis (banner-tailed kangaroo rat), 3261 nucleotides. RefSeq names its product aminopeptidase O (putative) (gene Aopep). The coding region runs from base 222 to 2684 and encodes 820 amino acids. Gene Ontology annotation, molecular function: zinc ion binding; metalloaminopeptidase activity. The transcript has 17 exons. The record is from RefSeq and is a predicted model, not a curated record. Lineage: Eukaryota; Metazoa; Chordata; Mammalia; Rodentia; Heteromyidae. Gene Ontology annotation, cellular component: nucleolus.